AUGGCGGCCGUCCGACUGCGCAAAGCGUUCCGAUAUCCAGAGGACUCGGACGAGGAGCACGAGGAACUUGAUGAGGUGGAACAGGAGCGGGUCAUCCAGCGGUUGCAGGGACAGAAUGAUGCGCGCAACGCUCAAUACAGUUUGAUCUUCACCAUCAUCCCACUGCUCUCCGCAACUAUCUUUCUACCAUCGGUGCUGUCUGCAGCCAGUGUAGCUGAGCGGUUCCUCUCGCUCGUGGGUCUUGCCUCGCUGUCCGUGACGGCCUAUAUCAUGAGGACCUCUCCUCUCCGUCUCGAUCCCAAGGGCAAGAAACCCAUGUCGGUAGCAGACGAACGACUUGCUCGGAUCCGCGCAGUCCUGGUGCCUGCCAACGGCGCGGUUUGCUUGCUGCUGGCUGUCCUGUAUUGCUUCAUCGGGGCUGGAUCCUCGUAUGGGUCUCGGCCGGUGCUGUAUUUAAUCCCAGGGGCCAUGCUCGUGACCAUUCUUCUCGCACAACAGGUCAUGCUCUCGGUCGACCUCACAUCUCUCAAAGAUCUCCAGUACGAAUACAAAGGCGCUUAG
This is a messenger RNA of Penicillium alfredii, 561 nucleotides long. RefSeq lists its product as uncharacterized. Lineage: Eukaryota; Fungi; Ascomycota; Eurotiomycetes; Eurotiales; Aspergillaceae. The record is from RefSeq and is a predicted model, not a curated record. The transcript is spliced from 3 exons. Bases 1 to 561 code for a protein of 186 amino acids.